AUGAUUUCGAAAAUGAAUAUUGUUUUUGCAAUUUGUGCUGUGGUGUGUUUGUGUUAUGUCGAAGAUGUCCUUGGUGGUGCAACUGAGGAACAGAUGUGGGCCGCCGGAGGUCUGAUGCGUGAUGUGUGCUUGCCGAAAUUUCCCAAAGUGACCAAAGAAAUUGCUGAUGGUAUUCGAGCUGGUAAUUUGCCCAAUGAUAAGGAUGCUAAGUGUUACGUUAAUUGUAUCUUGGAAAUGAUGCAAACGAUGAAAAAAGGUAAAUUCCUUUAUGAAGCCUCUUUGAAACAAGUGGAAAUCCUCAUGCCCGAUCAUUACAAGGAAGAAUACAGGGCCGGUUUGGCCAAGUGUAAAGAUGCAGCUGUGGGCGUAAAGAACAAUUGUGAAGCAGCCUACACAAUCUUCACCUGUUUGCGUGCUGAAAUUACUAAAUUUGUAUUCCCUUAA
Messenger RNA from Musca vetustissima, 444 nucleotides. Its product is annotated as general odorant-binding protein 19a-like. Gene Ontology annotation, cellular component: extracellular region. Gene Ontology annotation, molecular function: odorant binding; dibutyl phthalate binding. Gene Ontology annotation, biological process: olfactory behavior; sensory perception of smell. Lineage: Eukaryota; Metazoa; Arthropoda; Insecta; Diptera; Muscidae. The transcript has 3 exons. Bases 1 to 444 code for a protein of 147 amino acids. The record is from RefSeq and is a predicted model, not a curated record.